GACUUUUCCAAUGGUAGGCACAAUCGAUACAGGUCUGAAAACUGUAAGGAUUUCAGGAUCAACUUCUUGAAAAUGGGCACUGACUUUGAGACAGUCUGGGAAAAUCCCCUCUUAAUUUUUAUAAUAAUCUUAAUUUUAAUAAUAAAUGAUUAAUUAUUAUAUCACAGAUAUUUUUAGAUAAUUAUGAUGCAUUAAUUUGAUUAAUUUUGAGUAAGAUCAUGGUAUGUUUUAAAAUAUGAGAGCAAAAGUAGCAAUGUUUCAAUUCGAGUGUUUUGAAAUUAGCGGUAAAUUUAAUUUCUACAAAAAUGGCACUCAAGGUGGUCUUGGCGUCAUGUAAAAUGCAUUGGUUGGACUGAUAGCUCAUACUGUGUAGAAUUGUAUUCUGUGAUCUGUGAUGGAUGAUGGAGGAGUGAGUGACGUUUGAAUUGUUUUGUUGACGAUUUAUUAAUAUGAAAUUCCUGCAUUGAGAUGACCUCUUAUCGUUCACGAAAAAACAAACCUGGGAUAUCGAUAUGAAUAACUGCAGGGGUGAAGUUUAUCACGAAAAGCAGGUGAAACAGUUGUGCGCGCUGCAUGCAUUGAACAACCUGUUCCAACAGCCUUGUACGUUCAGCAAAGAGGAGCUGGACACAAUCUGCCAAGACUUGUCGCCCGACUGCUGGAUCAACCCGCAUCGUUCGGCACUCGGACUUGGCAACUAUGACGUCAACAUCAUCAUGGCCGCCCUCCAGAACAAGGGCUUCGAGGCUGUCUGGUUCGACAAGAGAAAAGAUCCCAUGCAGUUGGAACUGAACAACGUGUACGGCUUCAUAAUGAAUAUACCGAGCAAUUGUCGAUUCAAAUUCGUGGUGCUGCCAUUUCAGAGACGCCACUGGAUAGCGAUUCGUCAAGUGAAUGGCUGCUACUACAAUCUGGAUUCCAAACUCAAUCUACCUCAAAAAAUUGGAACGAGUACUGAACUUGUUGAUUUUCUACGGGAACAAAUAAAAUGUCCAGAAAAGGAGCUUUUUAUAAUUGUGUCGAACGACAGUGAGCGAAGAAGGCUGUGGCUCCAUGACGUCAAUGAUAACGACAAUGCCAACAAACAUUCACUUAACAAUGAAAUAAGUGAUAGUUAAUAAACUUAUCCAAUGACAAACCUUGUGUACUGUGUCAGUAUUCCAAUAAUAAUAUUUAUUAUAAUUUAUUUUUGUUGAUUCUUUUUGUUAUUUUUUAUAUAUUUUUAUCAAUGUUCUAAUAAAAUACUCUAAUUUCAA
Messenger RNA from Nilaparvata lugens (brown planthopper), 1256 nucleotides. It is a transcript of the gene Josd, whose product is annotated as josephin-1. The transcript has 5 exons. Gene Ontology annotation, molecular function: cysteine-type deubiquitinase activity. Lineage: Eukaryota; Metazoa; Arthropoda; Insecta; Hemiptera; Delphacidae. The record is from RefSeq and is a predicted model, not a curated record. Bases 513 to 1118 code for a protein of 201 amino acids. Gene Ontology annotation, biological process: protein deubiquitination.